CCAUUUUUCCCUCAUUUCCCUCCCACACACUCACUCUCCAGAUCCAUUUCACAACCACCAUGACCGAACCACCACCACCACAACAACCGGAAUCCCCACAACCACCACCACCCGAACCACCACUCUACAUCCACACCCGCCGUGAGCCAUUCGAACACGGCUUAAUCCCUUUACAAAAACUAAUCUUUACUGACCCGACACUAACCUUAACUUCACUUCGCGACAAACUUCUUCAACACCCAUGUUGUCAUCCAAAACAUCAUAGUAUUAAUUCAUCUGUUUUUGCAGAAUCUUUACAGAUCUCUCAAGAACAUGCCCGUCUUGUGUUUGAAAUAAUCUCGUCCGUUCAUCACCAUGAUUUAGAUCUUGUAGUUAAUGAUAAUAAUGAGGCUAAUGAUGGAGAUAAUUGUGCUAAUGUUAAUGUUAAUGUUUAUGAUCUUGUUGUGUUUUUAUAUAUACAAUCUUAUAAAAGAUUGUUGCCGAAAAGUGGACAUAGAGAUUCAGCUGCUGUUGCGGAUGUUUGGCCGUCUACGUCUGCGUUCGACGGGUUUUUAUCUGCGCUUACGCCAUUGCAGCUUGCUCGCAGCAAUGUCCGCAGGGCUAUGCCAUCUCAAGCUGACGAAGAAGCUCACCAGUUAUCCUAUAUACAGAAGCAUCUGGGUAACAUUUUAUCUCUUUUGGCCGAUCAUGUAGAAGGCCAAGGUGAAGGCGAAGAUUCACUGGUUCUGACAAUGGAAUCUCUUGAGCAUCUUUCAUUCCUUAUGUAUUUUGGUGAAAAAGGAUCAAAUAGAAUUCCAUUGAGCCAGAAUGCUCCAUUUUUUGCUAACUCAGAUCCUGACAUGCCGGCUGCUCCAGUUCCUGCAUCGCAGGUUCAUGAUUGGAUUGAACAGAAUAUUUCUUCUACCUUGGAACAUAUCUCUGAAAGAGCUGCUGUAAAAGAGAACGGAUCCUCUAAUGCUUCUGAUCAGGAUGCUAUGAUGGCCGAUGCUUAUGCAAAUACGCCCAAGGCCUCUGCUGGUUCCAAGAGUUCCAGUUAUAUAGAGGGAAUAUCUAAACAAUCAUACGUAAAACAACCAUCUGAACUGAAAAGCUCAUUUGUAAAGAUUAUUAAUUGCCAUGAAUCUGUGAUUUAUCUCUUGGCUCCUAUGAAAUAUGUCACGGUAUAUGGAUGCUCCGAUGCAACUAUAGUGCUUGGUGCUGUGGGGAAGGCUGUAAGGAUUGAGCAUUGUGAGAGAGUUCAUGUGAUUUCUGCAGCAAAGCGUAUAUGUAUUGCCAAUUGUCGUGAAUGUGUAUAUUAUUUGGGUGUUAAUCAGCAACCUCUUAUUGUUGGUGAUAACCAUAAGCUGCAGGUGGCACCGUAUAAUACAUUUUAUCCACAGUUAGAGGAACACAUGAAAGAAGUUGGUAUCGUUGCUAGUGUUAAUAGAUGGGAUGAGCCUAUAGCACUUGGUCUAGUUGAUCCACACGAUUCUAUAUCGCAUCCUGCUGGUGUAUCUGAUUGUCAAACCGAGUCUGCUACUCACUUAGAACCUGAUCAGUUUACCAAUUUUAUGAUUCCCAAUUGGUUUGAAGGUGAAGACGGACCUGGAUCUACACAAAAAAAUCCAUUUCUACUUCCUGACGUAUACUUGUCAUCUCAGCAGAAGAAUGACAAGAACUUGGUGGAUGUUAAACAGAUAUUAAAAGAAUCGCAACUGGAAGACUACAGAAAACGUGAAUUAACAACUGCACUUCAUGUUUACUUUAAAGACUGGUUAUAUGCCUCCGGGAGCGUUAGGCAACUGUACUGCUUACAGGGAGAACAGUAAAUGUGAUACAAGACCGGAAUCCGAUAUAAAAACUUGAUUUGGAUCAAUUUUGGCUUAACAUGGUUUCGACUGUUGACCUAUGCCAUUAGAUAUUGUUACCUGGGUAUGCUUCUGCUAACUCGUAAUUUUCUAAUUAUAUUUUUGAUAUAUUUUCUUUCUGAUGAAUACAUCAGAUCAAUGCUCUUAUAGCUCAUAUUUGUUAUAAUAACUUUAUGCACUUGAUUUUUUUGUUGAAUUCCGCUUUAGUAAUAUUUAACCUUUUUUUUAUGACCA
Erigeron canadensis is the source of this 2081-nucleotide messenger RNA. Its product is annotated as TBCC domain-containing protein 1. Bases 60 to 1808 code for a protein of 582 amino acids. The record is from RefSeq and is a predicted model, not a curated record. The transcript has 9 exons. Lineage: Eukaryota; Viridiplantae; Streptophyta; Magnoliopsida; Asterales; Asteraceae.